Messenger RNA from Homarus americanus (American lobster), 5120 nucleotides. RefSeq names its product hemicentin-1-like. The coding region runs from base 22 to 2913 and encodes 963 amino acids. The transcript is spliced from 15 exons. NCBI's taxonomy places the organism in Eukaryota, Metazoa, Arthropoda, Malacostraca, Decapoda, Nephropidae. The record is from RefSeq and is a predicted model, not a curated record. Gene Ontology annotation, molecular function: protein binding.
UUGAUUAACGUGACGGCGGUGAUGGAGGGGAAGGCGCUGCUCCCCUGUGACGUGUCCACCAACCUGGAGGACGACCAUCCAGUCCUCAUUAUGUUCUACAGCAGCGACUCUGGCACACCCAUCUACACGGUCGACCUCCGAAGCCGCCGGAUACCUCAACCUAAGCACCAGCCGCUCUCCGUGCUCAAGAACCGAGCUAGGUUUGACAUGAGCCUCGGUAAAUCAGGCCUUGACCUGGAGACGGUGUGGAGCUCUGAUGACGGUCUCUACCGCUGCCGGGUCGACUUCAAGAAAUCUCCGACACGUAAUUCCAGGAUCUACCUCACAGUAAUAGUGCCGCCAGACAGUGUGCGAAUCUUGGACAUCAACGGCAACGAGAAGAGCUCCACCAUUGGCCCCUAUGUGCUAGGCAUGACCCUCACGCUCAAGUGUGUGGCCACGGGCGGCCGACCGCCGCCCAAGCUGACGUGGUGGGCUGGCCACAAGGAGGUGCGGGGGGAGGUGAGCGAGGGCAAGGGGGAGGUAAUCAACACACUCUCCGUGCCCUCCCUCCAGCGACACCACCUCCACCAGUCCUUCAUCUGCCAAGCCAGUAACGCCGAACUAGCCAUCCCUGUCACUGCGGCGGUCACCAUUGACAUGAAACUACCGCCCAUGUCCAUCAACCUCAUGGGAGUAGAUGGACCAAUUUCGGCGGGCGUGGGAGUAACGGUGGUGUGCAUGGUGGUGGGCGCGCGACCCCCUCCUGAAGUCAGCUGGUGGCUAGAUGGGCGGCCUCUGCGAAAUAGCGGUGAGAGGCUGCUGGACAAAGGCAACGUGACAGAGAGCAAGGUGGUGGUGGUCGCUACUGAUGAGGACCAGGGACGCUACCUCUCCUGUAGAGCAGACACCCCGGGUCUGCUCCAGUCCUCCCUGGAAGACGGCACCAAGCUCGUCGUGCACUACGUGCCGGUGGUUCAGAUCUCCCUCAACACACGCCUGGAGCUACACGACAUCAGGGAGGGUAUGGACGUGUACUUCACCUGCAGCUACAAGGCCGUACCCACCCCUACCGCCGUCCUCUGGUACCAUAACGAGAACCAGCUGAAGGCCAACAGUACGGGAGGGGUGAUCGUGGCCAACAUGAGCCUCGUGUUGCAGAAGGUGGAGAGAUAUUCCUCCGGUAGCUACACCUGCAGGGCCAUUAACUCCGAGGGUCAGGGCACCUCCAGACCCAUCCUGCUCGACGUCAAGUACUCGCCCGUGUGUCGACCGGGGCAGCGCUGGGUGUACGGCAUCGCGCGACACGAGAUGGUCCACGUAUCCUGUGAGGUCGACGCACACCCUAAACACGUCAGCUUCGCCUGGGUCUUCAACAACUCGGCGGAAGCUACAGACAUCCCAGAGGCUCACAUCACGGACAACCUGACGCUCAGUAUGGUGAGCACCGAUCGUCACCAGCUGACUUACACACCCAUCACCAAGCUCGACUACGGCUUCUUGUUUUGCUGGGCUACCAAUUCAGUGGGGAAGCAGCGAGAGCCCUGUAGGUUCAGGAUUUUUCCCGCAGGACCUCCCGACGCCCUCAAGAACUGCACUGUGUUGAACCAGAGUACCGACGCCGUGCAGGUAAGCUGUGAGGAAGGGUUCGACGGCGGCCUGCCACAGAGCUUUGUCAUGGAGGUCUACGAAACGGAAGGCCGGAAGCUGAAGUCCAACGUGACUAGCAAGACGCCCUUCUUCACGGUGCGUGGGCUGCCCUCUGGACUCUCCCUCACCAUCAGGAUCUAUGCAGCCAAUUCCAAGGGCCGCUCAGAGCCUUCCGUCCUGCCAGCUGAGACCAUAGCCAGUGUCCCUACUAAUCGUCACUCAGGUGUGGUGCCAGCGAGUGAGUUGCCUUCCACGAUGGAGCUGUAUCCGUCCUUGGCUAUCAUCCUGGGUGUGGUGGGCGGCAUCCUGGUGGUGUUCGUGGUGAUCGUGGUGGUGAUGGUGGUGCGGCGCCCUCGGAGGGAGAACCAGCGGCGACUCAACCAGGAAGACUCCAGUUUACACAUCCUGAAGAAGGACGACAGCCACAGUGGGCGCCUCGACGUGGACGAGAAAGAUCCAGACGUCAUACCGGAAACUCGAGUAUUGACUCGGAGGGUGGACCCGCCAGUCACCUGCGAGGAGCUGAGCAGCUGUGAACUAUCAGAGCUGGCAGCCACCCAGACGCCCCCCCGCACUCAUGACUCCUUAUGUCCGCUACACUUAGGAAGCCGUGCCGACCUAAUGGAUCGUCGAGGCGUAGCUGACGUCUCCACAAUAUAUGGUGAGAUGGUUGCCAACAACCCUGAGACCUCCCACGCGCCGGCCGAGCUUCCUCACCCCCAUGCCAACGCUUAUGUAGAGCCCAGCCACAUCACCCAUGCCACACACGCCCACGUAGAGCCAGUACACGCCCACGUCGAGUCCCAACCACACGUCCACCAGUCGCAGUACAUCCAGCAGGAGUAUGCCUCAUCCCCACUUCCCGUCGACAUGCAUCACUCAGUCUCCUACCACCACAUGCCCCCUACACCCACCUCUAUCCCUGCACCCAUGUACACCCACGCCCAUGCUAUGCCCGUCUCCCACACCCAAACUCUACCCCACCCACGCUCAAGCCACGCGAGGAGCCACAACGCCAACGCGGCAACAUUGCAGAGGCGGAGCAGCCUGUACAUGGACCCCAUGACCACUCCCUUGGCCCCGCCUAUCGCCCCGCCCCCAGCCUACGAUACGCCCACAUCGUCUCUCGGCCCAGAUAUGAUGGCCGUCGUGCCCAUGGUCGCGGAAACGGUUUGCAUCACGCCCAACCCCUCUCUGCACGCCCACACCAGUCCGCCCGAGCAGUACCCGCCCAAGCCCUUCCCUACAUCGUUCAGCAGCGACCGCAUGGAGAGUGCAGUGUGAAGGAUGGCAGUUUGAGAGAUUGAGUGUGUUGUGUUGGGAAAGGUAUACUUCACCCCCCAGGAAUCCUAGCCAGCCAGUGAGAUUCCGUGCAGAUACUGAGGUAGCCAGUAGUUGUUUAUUGAGAGAGUUUCGUCAGUGCAGUCCUAGAACUCGGAAGAGUGUUGAGCUUUCGUCUUAUGGUCAACAACUACUACCGACGUUGGCUGCAUGAUGCUUUACUGUGUAUACUUUACAUAAAUCGACAUUUAUACUUGUACAGAGAUAUUUGGUAUUGUCACGGACACCUGUUAUAUAAUAUAUCUAGUGUUUGAAUGAAUCAAUAGUGAAAGUGCUGGCAACAACACACUAAGAGAGCACACCUGGCACCUGCUCAUGACUCCCGAGUUUACUCCUAGCUGAAAAUCAACAACCAAUCAUAUUACUCCCGCAUACACCAGCUCCUGGUAUCCAUGUGCUCACUCACCGUCACUCAAUAACUGGGUGGUGUAUCUCAGUAACUCAGUAACACGGUGCCGCAGCUCGGUAACUCAGACUGGAGGACACUCACUCCAGGUUAUUGUGUGCUGCAGUGCCACCCGUUAUUAUAGUGCUUCACCCCCGGCUACAUAGUUAGAUUGUGUAUACUGUGGUGCAACAGUAAUCUAGACAGAUAAAAAUCACAGGUAGUUACCACGAGGUCACUUCCUCUCUUUUUCUUGUUCCAUAUGUACACUGUGGAUAUUUCUUAGUGAAUUUACUGUGAGUUACUCGAAAAUGUAUCCUGUUUUUUAUAUGAUCAAGGCCCAGUACCCCUGUUCCCUUGUUCUUUCACUGGUUACUUACUUAGUCGAACGUGUAUGAAAAGCAAGUGGACGAUUCAUAUCAUUGUUUACCAACAAGUUGCAAAAGUUGAUUUCUAGUUACAUGCUGUGAGAUAUGUUUUGAGAAGGAUAAUUUGAUGUAAACGUAAAUUCAACAGUAUUACAAGAAUGAAAUGUAUCGUGUAAAAUUACCAAAGGGAACAAAAUAUUCUUUACCGAUUUAAUGGAGAUGAAAUCAGCAUUAUUUUUUUAUGAUCUUAUACAAUACAUAUACUGUACACACAUACGAGUCUAGUAUAUACACUCCAAGCUGUGGAUCAAACUGGACCGGCCGCCUGGGAGGUUAGUGGAGAUGCCUUUGUAUAAUUUCCGGAUUAGGAACCUUUCGCUUAUGAAAAAUGUAAGUUUUACUUUCCUCAGGUGAAUUUAUUAAAGACUGAGAUUAGAAACUUCCGUGACACCUCCCGAGUGAGUUAAUAAAAAAGAAGUCAUAUUGCUAUAACCAUCCCAUGUACCAAACAAAACCACAAGGGUACAAGACCAUUAGUGGGCACUUGCUUUACUGUACUGUACUAAACAAACUCAGGCCACGUGUGUGUUUGUAACUCACUAGUAUACGUCAUAAGACUCACGAUAUGAGUCUUGUUCCUCGGUAUAUCUUUCUUAAUCUUAACUCGUGGUAAACUUGAAUUCACGCUUAAUGAUCUUUUAAAGUACAGUAAUACAUGAUAAUAGAAAACAUCACAAUCGUUUCCACAACAAAUACUUCCAUAAGAUCCGUCGGUAUGAAUUUCACCUUGUUCGAGUUACCUGUAAGUGGUGUGUGUCAUUGAAUAUUCUCGCCAGAAGUCUCGCUGCCAGCAUUUACAUCCGAUAACAGCGACACAUUGCGGUCUCAAUCUAUAUCAGGCAGAUUAAGAAUAUUUUGUCUUUUGUUAUGCCAAGAAAUUUUUUCUUUAUAUUACAGCAAUAACCCAGACAGUUAGCCUGGAAAACGAUUACGCAAAAUAUGAUGAAUAAUGAUAAAUUCGACCACACGUAAAUGCUUCGGCCACACUUCUGUGAUUUUUUUUUCAGUUAUGCCACAUUAAGUUAUAGAUCCUGAAGAGUGGAACAUUUUCUAUAGAAAGAUUGAUAUUGUUGGGACACUGACGCCACAACAACAUGAACUAAGGAUAGAUCACAAUAACUCUUGCCCCUGACAUUAUUGGACAUUUCAGACAUUGUAUAUUUGAAUGACAAGACUUCCUUGAUAAAGGUUCCAGAUCCGGGAAUAAUACAGACGCCAAGAACUGUGUAACUCAAACACUGUCACCAGACAGGUCCAUACAGUAUCAACCGUAGCGUUAAUAGUCAACACGUGUAAGUAAUUUAAGAAUAAGGCUUUCUAAGACACUUAAAUGAUAC